Molecule: messenger RNA, 1329 nt
Organism: Zea mays
Lineage: Eukaryota; Viridiplantae; Streptophyta; Magnoliopsida; Poales; Poaceae
Product: desiccation-related protein PCC13-62
Exons: 3
Coding region: 157-1116 (319 amino acids)
Source: RefSeq, a predicted model, not a curated record
GGGAGCAAUAUAACUAACUGCACACACGCACAAGUCAAACUUGCAGCUGAGGAAUCGAUCGCAUCGGUAUCUUGACGUGUUCGUUGCCCGAUUCUAGCUACUAGUCCCCGCUGGCUCUUUGAGCGAUCGUCGUAGCUAGCCGCCCGCCGUCGAUCGAUGGGUGCACCGGCGCCGUCCGUCGCCGUGGUCGCCGCGGUGGUGGUUUGCCUGUGCGGCGCCUUUGCGCGCGCGCAGGACAUGGACAACGAGUGGGCGCGGCCGCCGUACCGCGGCUUCUUCGGCGGCCCCGGGUCGCUGCUGCCGCAGUCGGACGUGGACCUGCUGGAGUUCCCGCUGAACCUGGAGUACCUGGAGACGGAGUUCUUCUGCUGGGCCGCUCUGGGGUACGGCCUCGACGCCAUCGACGCCAACCUCACCGGCGGCGGGCCGCCCUCCAUCGGCGGCCAGUCCGCCUCCCUCACCCCGUUCAUCCGCGACGUCGCCACCCAGUUCUGCUACCAAGAAGUCGGGCACCUCAGGGCAAUCAAGCAGACGGUGAGGGGCUUCCCGCGGCCGUUGCUGGACAUCAGCGCGGCCAACUUCGGCAAGAUCAUCGAGCAGGCGCUGAACGCGACGCUGGACCCGCCCUUCAACCCCUACGAGAACAGCGUCAACUUCCUCGUCGCCUCCUACAUCAUCCCCUACGUCGGCCUCACCGGCUACGUCGGCGCCAACCCCAGGCUCUUCACCCCUCAGGCCAGAAAGCUGCUGGCGGGGCUGCUGGCGGUGGAGUCAGCGCAGGACGCGGUGAUCCGGACGCUGCUGUACGAGCGCGGGAUGGCGCGUGUGGCGGGCUACGCCGUCGGGGUGGCGGAGGUCACGGCGCACAUCUCGGACCUCAGGAACUCGCUGGGGAGGAGGGGCGUCAAGGACGAGGGCCUGGUGGUGGCGGCCGAGCUGGGGCCCGAGGGGCUCACCGUGGGGAACGUCAUCGCCGGUGACCAUCUUUCGCUCGCCUACGACCGCACGCCCGAGGAGAUCCUCGGCAUCGUCUACGGCACCGGCAACCCCGCUCAGCACGGCGGGUUCUUUCCCCAGGGCGCCGACGGCCGCAUCGCCAGGGGGCUCCUCGCGUAGCGCAUGGGCGUGUAGCGACCGUGCGCUGACCAGCACGGGGGUAAAGUUGUCCCAGCUGCACGGCACAGGCUGUAGACUAGUACUAGUACUUUACGUGUUUGUAUGUUGGCGACUUUGACGCAUGUAGUUGUGGUGAGUGUGUAAACUGGAUGAUAUAAAUGAAUGUUGGUGGAAAUAAAGCACUAAAUAAAGAGUUGAUGCACUGUAAGCAAA